GCAUGUUCAAUUUUGACAUCUUGCAGUUAUAUACAUUCUGGUCUCCUUAUGUAUGAGCCGAUGCAGUGGACACACCCGGAGCUGGAAAUCAACAACUCAAGAUGUUCUACGUUCUACUAGGCCCUCCAAGUCGGUGGGGUUGGUAUUCAACCUACAAGCUGGUCUCAUCGAGCGUGAAAUUACAUGCGGCAGCUUUUUCGGCACUGCACGCCACUGCAUGCCACUACAUGCCACGAUGGAAUGGCCUAGAGAGAAAUUACCACCUAGAAUAUUAUUGAGGUGGAGGGUUUGAUGGAUUGAGGUGCAUACUACAUCCCUUCUGACGCAAAAUAUUUGAAUCAGAUGUAAACCAAAAAGAAGUACAUGUCAGAGUUGAGGUUAG
Molecule: messenger RNA, 382 nt
Organism: Lindgomyces ingoldianus
Lineage: Eukaryota; Fungi; Ascomycota; Dothideomycetes; Pleosporales; Lindgomycetaceae
Exons: 1
Coding region: 53-292 (79 amino acids)
Source: RefSeq, a predicted model, not a curated record